AUGGCGGAUGUGGAGAAUCAACCGGAGUCCUCGUUUCCAGUGAAGCGAAAAUCGGAUCUGUUUUGCCAAGAGCAGGAUAAUGUGGCGAGCAAGGCUCAGAAGCUUAAUCCCUCGUCGAUUCCUGCUGAUUCCGAGUCCAAAGACGGAGAAGUUAAUGGAAGCGGCGUUGAGAAGCUGAGUCCUUCCACCGAUGAGAAGAUUGGGACGGAAUCGUCGGUUUCGCUGGAGAAAGCAGCUGGUUCUGAGUUGGAGCUGGAGAAGGAUGUGAAUGGCGUCGCCGGCGAUCUGGGUGCUGAAGAGGAGCAAGAAGGUGGAUAUGAAGAGGAAGAGGAAGAAGAAGAGGGUGAUGAAGAGGAGGACGAGGAGGAAGAGGAAGACUCAGUUGAAGCCGAGAUUAACAGGAAGGGGAAAGGCAUUUCGAGAGAGGACAAAGGAAAAGGGAAAAUGAUCGAGGUGGAUGAGAGUGACGAAGACGACGACAGUGAUGAUGAUGAAGACUGUGGUGAUGAAUACGACGAGAGCUUUUUGUCCGACGAUUCUUUGGCGGAGGUGGAUUUGGAUAACAUCCUGCCGUCGGGGACUAGGAGACGAUCGAUCCAGCCUGGAGUCUACAUCGCCAACGACCGUGGCGGCAACAACGAGGCUGGUGAUAGCAGCGACGAUAGUGACGCUUAG
Messenger RNA from Microthlaspi erraticum, 675 nucleotides. The record is from the annotation of a GenBank genome assembly. Lineage: Eukaryota; Viridiplantae; Streptophyta; Magnoliopsida; Brassicales; Brassicaceae.